Sinocyclocheilus anshuiensis is the source of this 565-nucleotide messenger RNA. Its product is annotated as battenin-like. The transcript is spliced from 4 exons. Gene Ontology annotation, biological process: regulation of intracellular pH; lysosome organization. Lineage: Eukaryota; Metazoa; Chordata; Actinopteri; Cypriniformes; Cyprinidae. The coding region runs from base 248 to 565 and encodes 105 amino acids. Gene Ontology annotation, cellular component: membrane; lysosome. The record is from RefSeq and is a predicted model, not a curated record.
UGCAGCACCCGCUGCUGCUGCUGUGAUUAUUGCUGGCGCUUGUCAAAAUGAAAAGUGGAAGGCAAUGGAUUCGUUGUUCUGUUUUUCUGUUUAUCUGACAUAACAUCGCUACGGAUGAGCUAUGGUCAUACAGAUAGGCCGUUUUUUAUGAAUCUGCAAUGUUUAUGGAUGUCUGCAGUUAUCGUCUCACGGCGAGAUAUAUAUAAAGUUUAUGUGACAAUUUUUCGCUGUGAAAGCCAAGGUCGCAAUGGAUCGAGCAGUAAACUCCGGCCCUGUCAAUACAGCCGACACUGGUUGUCAACGCUGGAGGAAUUGGAUUGGAUUUUGGCUACUGGGACUUUGCAAUAACUUCGCAUAUGUGGUGAUGCUGAGUGCAGCACAUGACAUCUUACAAAAACAGGAAUCUCAAAACACAACGACACCUACUCCUGCUCCAAAUGGGACUAGCAUAGAGAUCAGCAACAGCAGCCGCUAUGACUGCAAUGCUGUGUCCACUGCAGUAAGUCUGUCUGUCUUUCUUUUUCUCUUUGGUUUUUUGUUUCACCUGUACAGACUUGUACAAUGA